Alnus glutinosa is the source of this 845-nucleotide messenger RNA. RefSeq names its product triphosphate tunnel metalloenzyme 3-like. The record is from RefSeq and is a predicted model, not a curated record. The transcript has a single exon. Bases 73 to 702 code for a protein of 209 amino acids. Lineage: Eukaryota; Viridiplantae; Streptophyta; Magnoliopsida; Fagales; Betulaceae.
UAAAUCUUAUCUCUUCCAGCGCUUUUGCCUCCGGAACCCCUCUAUCUGUCCAUCUUCUGUAACACCAAAACCAUGGAAGUGGAGGUCAAGCUACGUCUCCCAGACUCCGCCUCCCACCAAAAGCUCUGCUCCCUCCUCUCCCCCUUCCACGCCAAAACCCUAAUCCAAGAAAACGUCUUCUUCGACGGCUCCAAUUCCGAGCUCUCCUCCAACCUCGCCGUCCUCCGCCUCCGCUUCUCCAACAUCAACAACAACACCGACAAUCCGCACUCUGUCCUCUCCCUCAAGGCCAAACCUGUAAUUUCCGACGGCAUCAGCCGCGCAGAAGAGGUUGAAGAGCCCCUAGACUCCACCCUGGCCCGCGCUUGCAUCGCCGAGCCGUGGCGCCUCUUGUCGGUAGACUCGUCGUCGAUAAUCCGGAGAGUGAAGGACGAGUUCGGGAUGGGAGAGAGAGGCAAAGGACUCGUGUGCUUGGGCGGCUUCAGGAAUGUGAGGGCGGUGUUUGAAUGGCAAGGGUUGAAGCUCGAGGUCGACGAGACGGGAUACGAUUUCGGGACGUGCUACGAGGUUGAGUGCGAGAGCGCCGAUCCGGAGAGGGUUAAGCGGUUGAUUGAGAGGUUAUUGGAGGAGAAUGGGAUCGGGUUUUCGUAUUCCGAGAUGUCAAAGUUCGCGAUUUUUCGGUCCGGGAAGUUGCCAUCGUAACCUCUGUUAAAAUUUUCGGUUGGCAUAUUUAAUUUUGAUGGGAAUUAGUAAAAAAGACGAAACAAAAUGUGUAUGGAAAUCUCUGGUCAGUAAUUUUAUAGUAGAGGAUUUAUUUAUUUAUUUUAUUUAUUUUUUGAGGUUUA